AUGGAGGAGGAUAUGGAACUUGUUCCGAUUAUCGAUGUUCCUGAUACCCCAGAUAGAUCAAACGUUAGAAACAAUGAUCGAAAAUGUGUAGGUAAUCCUGAGAACAGGGAGAGGGCUUUUCCUAUUGCUGGUGAACUGAGUAACUGCAGCAAGUAUAUAAUAUUGUCCCCUGAUAAGCCUUAUCCUUCUCAAAAGCCUCCCAUAUUUAGGAGAGCCCAGACUGAGAAAGUUUUUGGACUUGGAACAUCACACUCUAGUGGAGCUGAAAAGAUGGAGAAGGGGAAAACUGUAAGCUCUAUGAUUCCUUCUAAGUCAUCUCACCAUGGGGGCAUUCCUGUUUUCGAUUUGACUGAAGAGAAUGGGCAGUUGCCACAAUCAAAGCCAGCUGUCUUACAUCGUGGAUCAAGAGAUAACAUAAUUGAAGACAAGAAAGAAUUGAAAGCAAGUAUUGGGAACUCCUCGUUACCCUUAAUCACUGAUUUUUCUAAUAAAUCUAGAAAUGACGCCACUGGAAAGUGUAAACUGGAUAACAAAACACUUCCAGGUCCUCGUCUAUUAAUGGACCGUGGCAAGAGCAUUUCUCUGUCCAAUGAUUCUCAAUCUCAAUCAAAAGGUGAAAAUCAAGUUUCUUUGCCUCCUCGUUUGUCCACUGCUCCAGGAGGUAGAGGGCACAAGAGAUUGGUACGAAAUGGUUGCAUUUUACCACAAAAUAUUGCAACAAGGGCAAAACAAUCAGCUGAACAAAGCAGCUCUGAAACCAAUAAUGUUGAACAGAUCCGUACUGGGCAUUCAGUUUCUAGCAAUACAGUGUCUCCUAUUAGUGUUGAUGAUAUUGUUGCUGAAGAUAGAGUCCGUGGUAGAAUGAAAGGAAAGGGGUUACUGAUUUAUCCUUCAUCACAUGGAACUAAUGCUGGAACUAUUCACAUCGAUAGCAGCAGCCCCGUGGCCAAUUAUGAAGAGGCAAGUGGUAGCUUUAAUAAACCAAGAAAUUCAUUUGAAAACCGGGAGAGACAAGGUGGUUGGAGAACUACACAUAACGGUCAACACUCGUAUGGUGUGAAUGGGCAUCAUUCAAGGAAUAAUUAUAAUGGUGAGAGAUUUGUUCACAAACAUAAUACGAACAGACUGGACAGAAGUGACACUGGGAGCAGUCAAAAUGGUAAGCAUAUUUCUGGCUCUCUAUCUGAUCAUACACCUCAACCUGCUUCGCUGAUUAAUCCAGAUGUUGGUCAGUCAACUAGACCUAGUAUUACGGCUGACUCGCUGACUAAAAGGCAAAGGAAACCUGAAUCAUCUUCUAGAUAUCCUAAUGUAGCAUCUCAAAACUUUGGAACUAUAGUCGUCAAUUCAUCUGGGGAAUCAUCAAGUUCAUCCCAAAGCCGUGUCUUGGCUCCUGAAUUUGUUGAGUUGUUAUCCAUACCAAGUUUCACCAAUGGACAUAUUGAAGGUGUAAAUGACAAUGACAACAAUAGUUUGGUUGCCCGGGAAAUGCAAUUAGAAGCAGAUGAGAUAUUGGCACGUGAACUCCAAGAACAACUGUAUAAUGAUGAUUAUUUUGAAAGCAGUUGGAUUGAUGAACAUUUAGCACUCCAGCUGCAGGAUGCAGGGGAUAUUCUGCCCACAUCUUCUGAUAAUCAUCAGAUACCUCAUCCUACACGGAUUUCGAGGGGAAAUAGACAACUUCGUUUACGAACUCAUCAAAAUCCUUCAAGUAGGAGAACUUUACCCCAAGUUCCUCUCUCUAAUAGAGCCUCACAAAUGAGGAGCCGCAUGGCAACUAGAUCGUCAAGACCUACCGCAUCAUCUAGAGGAAGACGCCCCCGGUUUCCUACAGAUAUGGACCUAGACAUGAGACUUGAUAUAUUGGAAGCAUUAGAGGAAGCAGUAGGGGAUUUUAAUGACAUGGGAAUGGCUGAUAACAUCCUUAAUGGUCAUCGUGAUUUCAAUGAAAAUGAUUAUGAAAUGUUAUUGGCGCUUGAUGAUCAAAACCACCAGCAUACCGGUGCAUCUACCAAUCUGAUCAAUAGCUUGCCUCAGUCCACCGUCCAGAAUGACAACUUCACAGAGAAUUGUGCCAUAUGUAUUGAGACCCCUGUCAAGGGCGAUAUUAUUCGCCACCUUCCUUGUUUGCAUAAAUUUCACAAAGACUGUAUUGAUCCUUGGCUUGGUAGGAAAAGGUUGUGCCCGGUCUGCAAGUCAUCAAUCACCUAG
Molecule: messenger RNA, 2211 nt
Organism: Lathyrus sativus (Indian pea)
Lineage: Eukaryota; Viridiplantae; Streptophyta; Magnoliopsida; Fabales; Fabaceae
Source: the annotation of a GenBank genome assembly